AUGACCGGGAACACGCCCUUUGUCACAGCUCCGGCCCAGGGCAAAGUUAACCCGGGCUCCCACAACAACACCUUCUCCUUGAAGAUCAUCAGCAUUGCUACUUCUGAAACCCCGGCUACAGUGCCCUUAGAUAAGGGCAAACUUGGAGAGAACGAUGCUCAGGAAAAGCCUCAAGGGCCUCCCAUCAAGGCGGUUUUGCUCACGACCCUACCGUUGCAUGCGCCAAAUCUAGGCGUUUUCAGAAGCUAUGUGACGUUACGUUUUGUCAGAAAUCGCCUCAUGCAGUCUUUUCCAUCUGCGACACCAUUCACUUUUUGUAAUGAAGAGGGCGCAGCAACUCAAGAUGACUUGAGCCUGAAUGCUUACUUUGCACUGCUCAAGAGACAGCCAACCCUCCAGGAUACAACCUUCAACGUAUAUGUCACCUCUAGCGGACCUCCUGCGACUCAAGCGAGCACCUACUUUGCCGCUCUCCUGAAGAAGCCUUUCCUGCUGAAAUUCUUGCGAGUAAUAGACUCUCAAAGGAGCAACAUCGAGACAUCUCUCGACUCUGGGGCCUUCAAGGGGAAGAAUGCCGCCGAUACUACGCUACAUACCUUGCGCGGAGUUGUCAAGUCCAUGAGCGUCGACUCCAGACAAGACAUUUUCUGUUUACCUGACGGGACACCAGUCCAGGACAAUGUUUCCCUUCUGCAGUAUCUCGUCAUGGUGAAUCCAACCAUCAGCGGAGCCGAGAAGAUCCCUUCAGUUCCAGUGUUUCUGAAGAAAACAGGGCUCUUGGCCAUUCAAUCAACCCAGGGCGUGACGAGUGGUAGCCCGGGGUUCAUUCCAGGCUCAGGGCGCCCCUAUGGCGAUCCCAAUAGCGGUGCCCCUGGCCAAUGGGCCACGGGUAUAGACCAAUCGGUUAUUUCCAAGCUAGGGAGUCUUGACAUGUCAUUCACGGACAGAUCAGCUCAGGAACUACAUCGUGACAAGACUGACCUCCAGGCCACUGAGAUGCUCCACGAGAAGGACCAUGCAGGGGCAGCUGGGGCUCUGCCGAAUAUCCACAAGCUAAGUGAAACAGAGUGGGAUAUGAUCUUGAAGAAUGGGAAUGCCUUUUGUGGAUGGAUCAUAGACUUUGAUGGCAACAAGAUUCGCCGGGCUCCUCAUGCUGCGUUUAGACUUCGAAAGGGUCUCAACCUCGAAAAGGUAAAUGUUAAGGUCGAAAAAGUGUCAACUCCAACGCCCUCUGCCACCGACAAGAAGCAAGACCAAGAGCAUUCGGAGAGUGGCUCAGACGACAAGGACCCCAAGUCCAAAGCGAAAGAAGACUCAGCGGCUCCAACUACAGAUGAAAUGAAGGAAUACAUGCCGAGAAAGGCCCAUGGAAUCCCCAACUUUAUGGUCAACGAUGACUCCAGCAUCGAGGUUGCUGCCGUGCGACACGCGUUUUCGCAGUCAAUGGCUGAGAAUCACUUCGAUAAAACGACUUUCGAUUUUGAAGCGUCUGGAGGCUUCCGCGGCAUCACCGCUGGAGCACAAGGUGGCAUACCUCGCGUGACGGUGUAUCUACCCGCCGAAGACCUAGAAGUCACAGACGAGUUUGCUGCCGCGGUUGAAAAGAUCCGCAAAACACGCAACUUGUAUGAUCUUCGCAAACUUCAUCAAAUGUUUGGUCAGGUCUUUUGCAGCGAAAUUGUCCUUGGAGGCUGUCUUCAGACCUCAAAGACUCUCGACGCAAAAGAACAAGAAAAAGAGUCGAUGGCCCGAUCCGAAUUCAAGGCCAGUGUAGGCUUGGCUGUGGGCUUCCGUCAGAUUGCGAGCGGGUCGGUGAAGGCCUCCCAUGAGAAUCAGAGCCAUCAAGAGCAGGGUAACAAGGAUACGAAACAGGUAGAACAUCUAUCGUUCAACGCUACCGGCGGCAACACCAUCCUGGCAGCAGAUCCUCCAGCCUGGUUGACAAGCGUUGGGUCCGUCGUGAAUAGCUGGAGAGUUAUUCAGCAAUCUCAACUCACAGCCGUCAUGGAUGUGGUCUCGGCCAUUCCCCAUUAUGAAGAAGUCAACAAGUGGUUCCUUCAAGCUGUUCCCAAGCUAACAGACUAUGUCAUCAUUCCUCAGAACAGAACCGUCAACGCUCGGUUCAAAGUCAUGUUCACUCUAGAAGGCCUUUCAAGAGCUCUCGCAGGCUUAAAGGUUGGAAAAGAUGGGCAGGAGAGCAAGAACGAGGACGUCGGCAUCUCCAAAGGCAGCGAUUCCGGUGCCAUUCAGACUUACUUGGCCCAUCAGCCUGAGAAACCUCCCAUCUACGUGCGAACUUUUGUGAAAAAGUACGACGAGAAACCGAUGAUCGUACCAUCACCUCCCCGGUGGGAGGGAGGUAGGAUGAAGGUGGAUGCAACGGCCGAGAUUUAUCAGACGACAAAGACGACGACUCAUGCCAUCUUCCAACCACCAAGUACCCAAGCUCCAGUUCUCAUCAAUCCUCGAGCCUUGAAGCCUCUGCCUCCAAAAGCAGACUCCAAAGGAAAGCCCUCACCUGCAACCAUUGACGGUAGGACAGUCUGGGCAAUAGAAGUCCCAGAAGGAUACAGCCUCACUCACGAGUCCCUCGUUACCAUCAAGUCCCAAGCUUCGUCCACUCCUGGCACUUCUCUGACCUUGAGCGUGUAUCGCAACUCCCAAGGUGUCUUUAUGCCUGCCAUCACAAACCAGCCGGAUCCAGUAUACUGGCGAGUCCUCAAAGUCAAUGCUAAAACCGGUGGCAAAGACGCAAACCAACUCAAGUAUGGCGAUCCAAUCCGACUGUGCUGGCGAUUUUCAGACCAGACAAGUGGUUGGCGAGAUUAUGUCGACGACUAUUAUGGACGUCGUCGGUUCGACCAUCCAGCGGAGCUUGGUAAAAAUGAGGGUGCUCUAUACCUCAAGGCUCCCUUUCCUCGUUUCGAGGCCCUAGAUGAUCCGCAAGGAAUGUCACUUGUUCUGAGCUCAGCUGCAACCAAAGAUCCCAUCUUGACAAAGCUCAAGCUACGCGAGCCGAGCGCCCCCGGAGGCAGUGAGCAAGUCGCCUACAACUUAUUUGACCUGACAUUCCGCCUCGACUUUGUACCGGCCAAUGGGCAAGUAGAGGCUUACGAGUACAUGGAUAUGGUCCGUGAGGACGACACAUACGCGAGCCUGACAGAACUCCGGACAAAGUACAAGGUCAUCAGCCACGUGACGAAUACAUUUGUCAAGCAAUUUGAGAACAUUGUCAAUGCUGUUCGCCACGGUUCCCCAGGUGAUGUCUUGAAGGAGACGUUCAAGGGUGCUAUGAUGGUCAACCCAGUUGGAUUUUUGACGAAGUUGGCGGGAUUCUGGUGA
Fusarium falciforme is the source of this 3342-nucleotide messenger RNA. RefSeq lists its product as hypothetical. The record is from RefSeq and is a predicted model, not a curated record. Bases 1 to 3342 code for a protein of 1113 amino acids. The transcript has 13 exons. NCBI's taxonomy places the organism in Eukaryota, Fungi, Ascomycota, Sordariomycetes, Hypocreales, Nectriaceae.